Messenger RNA from Caretta caretta (loggerhead turtle), 3531 nucleotides. RefSeq names its product mitochondrial amidoxime reducing component 2 (gene MTARC2). Gene Ontology annotation, biological process: nitrate metabolic process. Gene Ontology annotation, molecular function: molybdopterin cofactor binding; molybdenum ion binding; nitrate reductase activity. The record is from RefSeq and is a predicted model, not a curated record. Gene Ontology annotation, cellular component: mitochondrial inner membrane. NCBI's taxonomy places the organism in Eukaryota, Metazoa, Chordata, Testudines, Cheloniidae.
CUCGCCUCAGUCGCCAUGAGCGGAUCCAGCUGGGCCCUGGGGGGCUCCGGCCUCCUCCCGCCGCUGCCCCAGUCCCAGGCCGCCUGGCUCGGCGCCGCCGGCGCGCUGGCCCUGGCCGCCCUGCUGGGGGCCGCGGUGUGGCGCUGGGCCGGGCGGCGGGCGGGCAGCCCCCGGCUGCAGCGGGUGGGGACGGUGUCCGGCCUCUUCGUCUACCCGGUGAAGUCCUGCCGCGGGGUGGCCCUGCGGCGGGCCGAGGUGACGGCGCUGGGGCUGCGCAGCGGGGAGAUGCGGGACAGGUUUUGGCUUCUGAUUAAUGAGGAUGGACAUAUGGUUACUGCCCGACAGGAGCCUCGGCUGGUCCUGAUUUCCGUAAACUGUGAAAAUGGCUACUUAACCCUGAAUGCUCCAGAAAUGAAGGAACUGCGUGUUCUAGUCAAACUCUCCAGGAAGAAUCCAGUGCACAAUUGCAGGCUGUUUGGAUUGGAUAUCCAAGGCAGGGACUGUGGAGAUGAGGCAGCUCAGUGGUUCACCACCUUCUUGAAUACACAGUCAUAUCGACUGGUGCAUUUUGAGCCACACAUGGCCCCUAGGAAGUCCAGAGACGUAUUCACCACUUUCCGAUCCACAGAUGAGAUUGCCUAUCCUGACUGCAGCCCGGCCAUGAUCCUCUCAGAAGCUUCGUUGGAAGAUCUAAAUACUAGGCUGGAGAAGAAAGUUAAAAUACAGAACUUCAGACCAAAUAUUGUGGUUACGGGUUGCAGUGCUUAUGAGGAGGAUUCCUGGAAUAAGAUACAAAUUGGUAAUGUGCAGAUGAAAGGGACAAUGGCUUGCCCCAGGUGUAUCUUAACAACUGUUGAUCCGGAAACUGGGAUCAUUGACAGAAAGGAGCCACUGGAAACACUGAAAAGUUACCGUUUGUGUGAUCCUUCUGAGCGACAUCUUUACAAAUCCCACCCUUGGUUUGGAUGGUAUUAUGGAAUUGAUAAAACUGGAACGCUUCAGGUUGGAGACCCUGUGUACAAGAUAGUCCGUUGACGGAAGAUGCAUUUUGAGUGGAAAAUAAUUGUUCAUUUAUAUAUGCAAAUGUUUUUCUUCUGUGAGGGCAGAGCCUGAAAUAACUCUUUGAUGUUAUCUUGAGGUAAAAAAAAUGUAUCCCCCAUUCUUUGGGACUGUGUAAAAGUACACUGUCCUUGAUUGUCCACAGAUCCUGUGAGGUGCCAAAGUCUUCUCAGAUCAGUCAGUUCACUAAUGUGCCUUGAGCCCCUAAAUCUAAAACUAAAUCUUUAGUUUUCCAUUAGAGUGUAAAAGGCAAGCUGUCCAACACUUAGAUCAGAUUAUGAAGUGAUUUUUCAGUCUUACACAUGCACACUUGUAUUAUUGCUAUCUGUGGAAUGAGGCAAGAGGGUGAAACAAGUUGGAUAAUAAUAGUUGAAUGUUCCCUUCAAGGUUUGCAUAUGUUUUAAAUUCCUAUUUAAGUUGUAAUGUCUUAAGAGAACUACCUUUGGAACGUUUUGAUCUCUUGUUACUUUGUUGUGGAUUGGCAGGCAGAGCAAGAAAUUCUGAACCAGUAAAAGAGUGGGUUCUGACAAGGCAUGAAGUAGGCUAGAAUGUUUUGGAGCUUAGAUUCUCUACUUUCUAUUGUGAACAUUGAAGUGCCUUUCUGUUUGAACAUUCCUGAAUAACAACCUAGUAAAGUGAAGAAGUAGGCCUGUUAUUGACAGUACUGUUAGUUAAUUAGUUAACAGUACUGGGGAAGCACUUACCAUGCUUGUUGCAAGUAAUGCACGCCUGCUUGCCUGCCUACCUAUCUCACAUUGUUGUUGCUGAGGAUUGACUGAUGUUUGUAAAGUGCUAUAUAAAUGCUAAGUAUUGUUGCGGCAACAUGUAUCCCAGUAUUAGCUCCUGAAGAAAUGUAACCUUGUUCGUGCACAAUGUGGUGAAUGGUGGCAGGCAGUGGAAGAACAAGUGUCCCCAUGGGCAGAAUUUGGUGCUCAUGCUCCUGAGCAUAAAGAAGUUGAACAAAAUUUAAAUCCAUUAAAAUUACAGUAAUUAAAAGUGGGCUUUUGGGGGAUCUGGGGUAGAUAAGUUCAGAUGAAUAUUUUUUAAUACAAAUGUUUAACUUUUUUAACUGAUGGAAAUUUAAUUAUUUAAUUGAAGCAGCUAGGGGAAUGAGAUUAUAUAAACAUUGUUAAUCAGACAAUUCAACGAUGGUUUUCUACAAUUAUGUAAAACUGUAAACUGGAUUUUAACUCUAGAAAUAAAUAUAAAUCAAAAUAUAAACUACAGAGUCCUAACUACCUUUUAAUAUGAUGUACAAUUUGAGGAACUUGUUCUCUUGGCUUUUGCCAUUUGAUGUUACAUCUUACCUAAGUUGGUGUUUAGUUAUUUCUCUGCUGCUUCAUAUACCGUUUGGAAAAGGCCCUUCCCCCUGGUGCCCUACUGUUAAAGCCCUAAAGUUAAAGGCUUUGUGUAAGAAGCAGAUGCCAAGUUCAGUAUCCAAGUGCCCUUGCAUUGCUGUGGAGAAAGGCUUCAGUGCAGAAAAAUCUUCAGAUUUCUGAUGUGGGGAGAGAAUCAUUAGCAGCCUGGAUCUGUGUGGAUAUUGGCAAAGAAUCAUCCUUGAACCUGAAGCCGGCAUGUUGAUGCAGAACAAUCCUUCCAGUACAGGACACAUCAGAGCUUGGAUACCUUCUUGUUUAUCUUGUGCUAUGUAGCUAAGAACAAAGACUCAAAGUAGACUAGAUCCUGGCCCUGCUGUGGUCCAUUUACAAUAGUCUAGUAGCACAAAGGGACAGAAUGCUGGGUUGGGUGAAUCUUUGGUUAGGUUGAGCCAGCUCUGCGCUCCCUGCUUCCCUUGUGAUCCUUGGUGUGCAUGAGGCAUUAAAUGUGUGGUUGGAACACUGCAUCCGAUUAAGUGAGCUGCAGCUCACGAAAGCUUAUGCUCAAAUAAAUUGGUUAGUCUCUAAGGUACCACAAGUACUCCUUUUCUUUUUGCGAAUACAGACUAACGCGGCUGCUACUCUGAAACCUGUUGUACCCUUGACAUCUUUGGCUGUGUAAUUUAUAUAAAGGGAAGGGUAACCACCUUUCUGUAUACAGAACUAUAAAAUCCCUCCUGGCCAGAGGCAAAACCCUUUCACCUGUAAAGGGUUAAGAAGCUAAGAUAACCUCGCUGGCACCUGACCAAAAUGACCAAUGAGGAGAUAAGAUACUUUCAAAGCUGGAGGGGAGGGGAAACAAAGGGUCUGUCUGUGUGAUGCUUUUGCUGGGAACAGAUCAGGAAUGCUCUUCAUAACUCCUUAAAUUAGUAAGUAAUCUAGCUAGAAAUGCAUUAGAUUUCCUUUUGUUUAAUGGCUGUUAAAAUAGCUGUGCUGGAGGGAAUGUAUAUUCCUGGGUUUUUUUGUCUUUUUGUAACUUAAGGUUUUGCCUAGAGGGAUUCUCUAUGUUUUGAAUCUGAUUACCCUGUAAGGUAUUUACCAUCCUGAUUUUACAGAGGUGAUUCUUUUACUUUAAUUAAAAUUCUUCUUUUAAGAA